Molecule: messenger RNA, 1645 nt
Organism: Salvia miltiorrhiza (redroot sage)
Lineage: Eukaryota; Viridiplantae; Streptophyta; Magnoliopsida; Lamiales; Lamiaceae
Exons: 3
Coding region: 292-1164 (290 amino acids)
Molecular function (GO): RNA binding
Source: RefSeq, a predicted model, not a curated record
UUUUAAUUCUUAUUCCCCCAUUUUUCAAAAAGGAAAAAAAAAUCUUAUUCGCCCUAAAUUGAAUUCGCAGAAACAGAAUCACAUCCCAAUUCCUUUACCUUUCCCCAAUUCCCAUUCCCUGCCCUAAUCGGCUGCCGCCUUGUGCCCCAACGCCGACGCCACCAGCCCGCACCGCCGCUCGGCACUCGGCGCUCGCAUCCCGCCGCCGCAGGUCCAGCGCGGAAGCCCUACCCCACCAUCCACCAGCUCAUCUCCAGCUCGGCGUCCACUACUAGUGCUAAGUUGAGCAGCAUGGAUGUUGAAGUCGACCAUUAUGAUGUUCUGGGGCUGCCUUCGGGCGAGGAAGGCGCCCGACUCUCGGACCAAGAGAUCAACAAGGCUUACCGGUCAAAGGCGAGGGAGCUGCAUCCCGACAAAAGACCCGAUGACCCCAACGCACAUGCUAAUUUUCUGAAGCUUCAAAACUCUUAUCAAGUUCUCAAGGAUGGAAAGGCGAGGAAGCUGUUUGAUGAUCUACUUAGAAUAAAGAAGGAGAAGGCUCAGCGGCAGGGGCAGCAAGAUUCCAAGCGCAGGAAGAUGAUGUCGGAUCUUGAAGAACGAGAGCGCUCUGCUUUUGCAGUCGACCCCAUUGUGAAGGCUCGAGAGGAGGAGGAGAGGAUAUCUCGGCAGCUGAAGCAGGAGAUUGCUAGAAUUAUUGCUAUGCAUUCGAACAAGAAGCCGGCUGCUGCAGCGCCUCCCAAGCGAGAUGCAGAAGCCGGGCCAGCAGAUGGUGGAGGUAGUGAUGGGUUGGACAAGGCAAAGGUUCUCAAAGUCUCGUGGGAGAAGGUUGGGGAAGGUUACACGGCCCAGAGGCUCCGUGAGAUAUUCGGGGAAUUUGGCUCCGUGGAAGAUGUAGUCAUCAAGAGUUCGAAGAAGAAAGGUUCGGCUCUUGUGGUGAUGGCAUCCAAGGAUGCUGCCAUUGCUGCAACGGGGAAUGUGUUGGGGGAUCUUUCGAAUCCUCUCCUUGUCGUGCCUCUUCAACCUGCCUCAUCGCCUGCCGUGUUUAGUGCUGAGAAAAACGAGCGUGAGGAUCCGAAAUUAGGCAAUCUUGUUGGUGCCGGGUAUCAGGAUUAUGAAGAUUCAGUUCUGGAAAAAAUGAAAAGGGCUGCGCAGAAGCAAAAGUGACUCGUUAAAAGGAUCUCGGAGGUGCCAAGAAGAAGAGGUACACUGUGUAGCAUUGAGAGAUUGCAUUUAAACUUAUAUUGCUAUCUGUUUUAGACAAAAGGUAGCUACAAUUAUUCUUGUUUACAUUCAUAAAUGCCUCUGUGUCCCAUUGAGAAACUAGCCACAUACUUAGGUUUAAAGGUCCCGAUACGGUUUGAUCCUUCUACGUUACCAAAAGGCUCGAAGGCUCUCUACUUAUGCGGAACAUGCUAGUGUUGUAAAGUAAUGUUGUGUUAAGAUAUGUCAGAAUUCUAAGGUAGCAGGUUUCUAAUCCGAUUUGAUGGUCAGGAAAUGGGUAGUUUUAUGUUGAAAAUUUGAAAUUUUUAUGGUAGUUUCUUUGUACACAGCUAUUUGAGUUUCCAUUCUGAUUCGAUUGACAUGAAUGUUCUUGGCAAGAUGUAGCUUUUUUCUUAAUUUCAUGAUUGAAUUACUUGGUGCUAAA